GCAGUCAGAGGAAAUAUGCUUGACGCACAACUGCCCUCGCUGGACGAGCUCGCGCAUGAAGAAGUGUCUCAAUUCGAUAUGCUUGGUUCGUUGGUGGAAGACAGGGUCUUUGGUGAGGUGGAUGGUGCUCUCGUUAUCACACCACAGAGUCGGGGUCUGCUGAGGAUACCCGAGCUCAGCCAUGAGGUAGAACUCUUGAGAGAGAGUGAUGGUUCGAGCUUCGCGAUCCCGCGAGAUUUCCAUCCCAAGGUAGUUCUUGAGUUCCCCGAGGUCCUUCAUGGCGAGAGCGUCCCCAAGAGCUUGCUUAACAGCUGCCAGCUGAUCGGAGUUCUUGGAGACGAGAAUCAUAUCGUCAACGUACACGAGAAUGAAGAACGGGUUCUCGUUCUUGCGAAUGAAGAGACUCGGAUCGGCUGAGGAGGGGUGGAAGUCGAAUCCCCUUGGAGAAAUGCAGCAGAGACGUCCAUGGAGUGAAUGUCAAAGUUGCAUCGAGCAGCGAUGUCCAGCAGGGUCCGAAGCGUGGGCAGUUUGGCUGUCGGAGAGAAUGUGUCGAAGAAGUCCAGGCCCUUCUUCUGCGUGAAGCCUUUUGCACAGUAUCGUGCCUUGAAGACUGGGAGUUCGCCGGGCAGCUGCUUGACGCGAAAAACCCAUUUGCCACGGACAAUGUUAACUCCUCGCGGAGGAGAGACGUCCGUGAAAGAGUUGUUGCGAAUGAAUGCUUCACACUCCGCGAUCAUGGCUGCGAGCCACUGGGGGGAGUGUGGUCCGGAGAUGGCUUCAUCAUACGAGUUCGGGGUUGGAAUGGAUGGAUUUUCCGAGAAGUUAAGAGUUGGAGAGUCGGCAAGAUCGGGGAAAAGAUGGCAGA
Molecule: messenger RNA, 865 nt
Organism: Closterium sp. NIES-67
Lineage: Eukaryota; Viridiplantae; Streptophyta; Zygnematophyceae; Desmidiales; Closteriaceae
Source: the annotation of a GenBank genome assembly